Messenger RNA from Diaporthe amygdali, 1035 nucleotides. RefSeq lists its product as uncharacterized. The record is from RefSeq and is a predicted model, not a curated record. Lineage: Eukaryota; Fungi; Ascomycota; Sordariomycetes; Diaporthales; Diaporthaceae. Bases 1 to 1035 code for a protein of 344 amino acids. The transcript has a single exon.
AUGGCGACACUGCAAAGAUUCGAUCACUUCCUCGAGCUCCCCCGCGAGUUGCAACUGCGUAUCUGGGAGUUUUACCAGCUUGCGCAGCCGCACCAUCGUCACUAUUUCCGGAGCAUGAUUGUCUUGUCCGGCCGUCUCUAUGCAGGCGCUGACCAAUACACGAAUCGGCCCAUCUUGAACAUCGCCACUGCAGACGAUCCAAACCAGACCCGAGUUCCCAACGCGGCCGUUGCCCCCUGGACAAAGAUUGAGCUUCCGACCAAUAAUCAGGACCAACAUUGGGCUUCGCAGGAUGACUUCCCCGCCGCAGCAACCUUCAGUCGCAUUCAGACGCCCAAGAGCAUGGCAAGCCCUGCCCAUAUCUACGUCAACUUCAGAAACGACACAUUUUGUUUCGUAAACAAUUCCACAGAUGGCAAUAGCAAUGGAGGAAACAGGAACUUUCUCCAAUACCUUCACGGCGCAACCAGCCUGUUUCCUUUCACGCCUGGACCCCCGUCCCGCAACAUGUCGCACUGGUUUUCCCGCAUCGAGAGCAUUGCUCUCAUCAACCUUUCCGCCGAUCGAAACUUGAGUUUCUUCGACCGUCAAGUUCUGGGGACGCAUCCAAGCCUCAGAAGAGUUACCAUUGUAACUGUUGUAGGCCCUUUCCUCUGCAUGCACUUCGAUUUACCAACCGAACGGCGACCGGAAUCUUCUAGUGCCAUCGAACGAAUUCCUUUAAAGACGUUUCUAGUGAUGCGGGAAAGAGUGACAAGAUCAUGCAUUUGCGAUGAGCCGAUGAAGUGUCUUGGUGGCCUGGAGCAGUUGAAACAGGAACUUGUCGACCUGUUUCGAAACCGAACAAACACUUUCCCUCGGGUUGAUGUUGCUAUCGAGGUGGAAGUGUACUGGACUCAAAGACCAGGCAUUGACUCUUUGGUUGCAGGCACUCAGUCCUCCUUGGCCCACAGCCUCGAGCCAUCAGCGCUUUUGGAAUCCCAUGAUCAUGUGGCUGGUGAUCAGCAGGCUUCGCAAGGCCUGCCGGAAAUCUGA